GUUGCUGCAACCACAGUAAUUUUUUGACUCGCAGUAGCCAAGCAACGCGAGCGUCAGAACCUGGCACAUAGAAAGAGGAUAUAGCAAAUUCUCAAUAAUGGCCGGAUCAAUAACCAAACCCAAGAAGCCCAAGUCCAAGCGGGUGCCCACUCGCCUCCGGCACAAGAUCGAGAAGGCGUCGGCCGCGAAGCAGCGCAAGGCGAGAAAGCUCGCCAAGAAGAACCCGGAAUGGCGGAGCAAGUUGAAGAAGGACCCCGGUAUUCCGAAUCUGUUCCCCUACAAGGAGAAGCUGUUGCACCAGAUCGAGGAGGACCGCAUCCGGAGGAAAGAGGAGCAGCAGCGCCGUCGCGAGGCGGCCAAGGCGGCCAAGUCGACCGAGGCCGGCAAGAGUGAGGAAGGCGAUGAGCAAAUGGAUGAGGAUGGCAUGGACGAGGAGUUUGGGGAGGACAUGGAUGAUGUCAUGGAUGAGGACGAGGACGACAGCGACAUCGAUGAGUCCAACCCGCUAGCUGCUCUUAUCGCGAGCGCGAAGAAGGCUGCCGAGAAGUACGACAAGGAACUGGAGAGCGGUGACGAGAUGGACGAUGAUGAGGACGACGACAGCGAGGAUGACGAGGCUGGUGCCAUCGAGGUACAGGGCGGCGCGUCGUCGCGCAAGGCUUACGACAAGGUCUUCAAGCAGGUCGUCGAGCAGGCCGAUGUUGUUCUCUACGUUCUGGACGCACGCGAUCCCGAGGGCACGCGGUCGCGCGACGUCGAGCGGGCGGUCAUGGCGGCUGCCGGUGGCGGCAAGCGGCUCAUCCUUGUCCUCAACAAGGUCGACCUGAUUCCGCCCCCCGUUCUGCGCGCCUGGCUCGCCCACCUGCGCCGCUUCUUCCCCACCCUCCCGCUCCGCGCCUCCAACCCGGCGCCCAACGCCCACACCUUCAACCACCGCGACAUCACCGUCCAGAGCACCAGCGCCGCCCUCUUCCGCGCGCUCAAGUCCUACGCCGCGUCCCGUAACCUCAAGCGCGCCAUCUCCGUCGGCGUCAUCGGCUACCCCAACGUCGGCAAGUCCAGCGUGAUCAACGCCCUCCUCUCGCGCCUCGGCGGCAGCUCCCGCAACCAGCGCGCAGCCUGCCCCGCCGGUGCCGAGGCCGGCGUCACCACCUCGAUCCGCUCCGUCAAGAUCGACAACCGGCUGACAUUGCUCGACUCGCCCGGCAUCGUAUUCCCCUCCACCAACCCUUCCUCUUCCGGCUCCGUCUCGACGUUCGUGCCCAAGAACGCCACCGAGGCGCACGCCCACCUGGUGCUGCUCAACGCCAUCCCGCCCAAGCAGAUCAACGACGCCGUGCCGGCCGUCACGCUGCUGCUCAAGCGGCUGUCGGCGGCGCCGGCGCUGAUGGAGCGCAUGACGCAGGUGUACGACCUGCCGCCGCUGCUGCUGAACCCGGAGAGCGGCGACGCCACGACCGACUUCCUGGUGCAGGUCGCCCGCAAGCGCGGCCGCCUCGGCCGCGGCGGCGUGCCCAACGUCGCCGCCGCCGCCAUGACCGUCGUCACCGACUGGCGCGACGGCCGCAUCCAGGGCUGGACCGAGCCCCCCGUCGUCGGCGCCGCCGGCAAGGACGGCGUCGUCAAGAUCGCCGACGAGGAGGUCAUGGCCGACCAGAAGGUUAUCGUUACCCAGUGGGCCGAGGAGUUCAAGCUGGAGGGGCUGUGGGGGGAUGACGAGGCGGGGGAUGAGGCGGAGGAGGGGAAGGAAGUCGAGAUGCAAUAAAUACCUGUUAUCCUGUCUUUACGAGUACUACUAUAGCUGGUCUUUUCAGGGGUGGGGCGUUGCGGCGUCGAAAAUAAGGGGGAGAUAUCGUAGAUGGGGGGACACAUGUUUAGCAUGAUAAUGCGAUUUAGCUUCUUU
Messenger RNA from Chaetomium fimeti, 1903 nucleotides. RefSeq names its product P-loop containing nucleoside triphosphate hydrolase protein. The transcript is spliced from 2 exons. Gene Ontology annotation, cellular component: nucleolus. Lineage: Eukaryota; Fungi; Ascomycota; Sordariomycetes; Sordariales; Chaetomiaceae. The record is from RefSeq and is a predicted model, not a curated record. The coding region runs from base 98 to 1765 and encodes 555 amino acids. Gene Ontology annotation, molecular function: GTP binding.